GCGGAGAGAGAAAGAGAAAGAGAAAGAGAGAGAGAGAGAGAGAGAGAGAGAGAGACUGAAAGUGAGAGGGAGGAGACGAUGAUGAUGAUGAUGGUCGGAGGGGAAGGCCGGCAUCAACGCGAUCCGGUGGUCCAAGUACCGCCGUGGUCGUCUCCCUUCGAGGAUGCAGCGGUUGGCGUUGGCUACCACCUCGCUGCCGGCGGUGGUGGGGGUGGUAGUGGGGAGUACGGACUCGGGGAUUCCGCCCUCGCGGCUGCUCUGCAAAGGUAUUUGCCUUGUAACGGCGAGGAGACGGUGGCGGAGGAGGACGUGGAGGAACCUGAUGCCGCCGUAGACGUGUACUCGUCGGACGAGUUCCGGAUGUACGAGUUCAAGGUGCGGCGGUGCGCCCGCGGUCGCUCCCACGACUGGACCGAGUGCCCCUUUGCGCACCCGGGGGAGAAGGCGCGCCGCCGGGACCCCCGGAAGUACCACUACUCCGGCGCGGCGUGCCCGGACUUCCGCAAGGGCGGCUGCAAGCGCGGUGACGCCUGCGAGUUCGCCCACGGCGUUUUCGAGUGCUGGCUCCACCCGGCGCGCUACCGGACCCAACCCUGCAAGGACGGCACCGCCUGCCGGCGCCGCGUGUGCUUCUUCGCCCACACCGCCGAUCAGCUGCGCAUCCUCCCGCAGCAGCAGCAGCAGCAGACGCCAACGAAACCGGCGGUCGCGGGCGAGUCCUAUGAUGGAUCGCCUCUACGCCAGCAGGCGCUGGAGACCUACCUCUCGAAGCAUCUCAUGUCCUCCUCGCCGACCUCGACGCUGAUAUCGCCGCCGAUGUCCCCACCGUCGGACUCCCCACCGAUGUCGCCAAGCACCGCCGCACUCCGGCGAACCUCGUGGCCGAUGAGGACUUCACUGAACGAGAUAGAAUUCUCACUGCGCCAGCUGCAGCUUAGCAAGGCCAAGUCAUCCCCCGGCUCAUGGGGCUUACAAGUAAGCAGUGAAGCGUUCGGAUCGCCAAGGGGCACCGCGGCCGGGUUCAGGGCCGGGUUCGGCAGUCUGCCAACGACCCCCACGGCGACAAGUGCCGCGCUGGGCGGCGGACUGGGGUGGUUUGAUGGCGCGGACGCUGGAUACGCCGGCGGCAAAGAGCCAGUGGAAAGGGUGGAGUCAGGGAGGGCCCUGAGGGCGAAGAUGUUCGAGAAGCUAAGCAAGGAAUGUGUUCUGGAGAGGGCCGACGCCGACGCCGCGCCGUCGAUGCCGGCGCCCGACGUCGGAUGGGUGUCGGAGUUGGUCAAGUGAUCCGUACUCCUCCUCGCGGAUCAGACGAAGCAAUUACGAGAAGAGAGAUUAGGGUAAUUCCGGAGGUAAUUGUAUGGAACGUUUGUACAUAGUAAACUUGAGGUUCCCCCAAAGGAGAGAAGAGGGUAUUGUGUACAUACAAAGUGGGGGGUUGGCAAGAACGGAAGCGUGGGUUUGUUUUGGGGAUUUGGUUGGGUUCAAGAAGAAGAAGAUGAGGAGGGCAUCUGCGAUGAUUGGAGUUGCACACUGCGACCGUCCUCUACACGGAAUUGGGACGCGCCCUUCUGCGAAAGCUAUCUGAUUUCUUAUGCUUUUUGAUUUCAAUGUGGAACCUGUAAUUAUCAUGUCAUCCUAUCAAUCUCGGUAUUGUAUAAUAUAUAUGUAAAUGCAUUAUCAUCA
Musa acuminata subsp. malaccensis (wild Malaysian banana) is the source of this 1683-nucleotide messenger RNA. Its product is annotated as zinc finger CCCH domain-containing protein 2. NCBI's taxonomy places the organism in Eukaryota, Viridiplantae, Streptophyta, Magnoliopsida, Zingiberales, Musaceae. The record is from RefSeq and is a predicted model, not a curated record. Gene Ontology annotation, molecular function: metal ion binding.